AUGACUACGAGCAACAAGACCGAUAAUGGUGCGCCCUCUUUUCUCGAUCUACCGCGCGAUCUUCGCGAUGAAGUCUACGCUAUGCUAUACCCAAAGCGCAUGGUGGUCUCUGUCGGCGGAUACUACGAGACAAUGAAGCCGUCAGAUCACGGACACUUCACCAUCGACCUCCGAUUUCCAGAAGACUUCCGUGGCCGUUGUAUGCUUCGGGUCGCAAAGCACGUCCGCGUCGAGGUGAGAAAAGAUCUUUGAAGUGAGAUGGCAAGAUUGGAUGUUGACAAGCAACAGGCACUCGAAUACGUCCACAAGCGCUGCGUGCUCGUCGUCGAUUGCUUCAGCAACCCCUACGCCAAUCAACCCCUGGUCAGAGAGUAUUCCACCGGCCGUUUCACAGCCAACAACCCUCUUCCCCUCUGUGUCUACCAGGGAAUGACCCGCUUCGAGAUCGCAAGCUGCCACGGCUUCCAAUGGGCGUCGGAGACGAGAGAAUUCGAGGUUGAGCAUCAUCUCAUGACUUUGCGUCUCCGUUUUGAAAUGCGUCGUACCUCACCGUCCUCGCAGAUCUGCGUUCAGACGACGCACUCGUGGGAAGAUCUCCCGCACCUGCGUCCAGAGGACACCCCUUCCAACCAAAUAGUGCAGAGAUCCCGGAGGCUGAUUGAGGCCUUCGUCGGCGCCCGUGUAAGCUACAUCGUCCCGACGUCCGCCGAGAUCUCCAAUACCCGGACUCCACGUGGUGCUAUGAUCAACUCGAGGCUAGCAGUCUCAUCGACAUACCCAAAUGCACAGCUUUUUUGGCUCUUGCAGCAAGCGUGUAUCUUCAAGAUCGGAAGCAAGACUGGUGCAGCGCCGAAUGGCCUCUCGCAUUUGUUCAUAACAGCCUCCCGUGCUAGGAGCAACUACCUCAGUAAUCCAAACUACGGUCUCUACGAUAUGAGAAAUGACGGCGGCCAGCAGCUCGAGCCGCUCCACGACUGGGACGCCGUGGUGGACUUCAAGGAGGUUUCGCAGAUCCCGAGCGCGGGCCACGACACAGUCCGUUUCUACGAGGACUUAGUUCUUGGCCGAGUCGUUGCCCCAGAUAGGGAUCGAUGGAUUGGCUCUGGUGAGACCAUCAACUCUGGACUCGUCCUUGGCGAGCAUGUAUUGCGGGCUUGCGGAACGCAGAAGCGUGCUCCAACGCUUGCUCAAGCCAACGCACCCAGCUACCCUAUGACUGCACCAAAUACGGCCGCUCUGCCGUCCGUAUAAUCCACACAGCUUGACCCGAUGCAAAUCGCUGGCCUCCGUUACCAUCGACAUACUAGUCAUCUAGAGGGUCCGGCUGGCAUAGCGGAGAUACUAGAUACUCAUUCAAAUUGCCGUUGCGAACUUGAAAUUUCGCUUCAGCUCAUUCGCAAGCGAGGCUAUGCUACCAGCGCUACUUUAUAGACAGUCUUGGCCUAAAAGUACAAGGCGUGAGAGUUUCAACUGCAUUCGUCCUUAUGUCGCGAGAACAGCUAUCUAGGCAAUUAUCACUUCGCGAGUUACUAUUCUUGAGACUCCGGACGCUGUGUUUUCCUAAUAGGGACGCAUGGUGGACUUUGGUCAAAGUGUAUACCUCAGCAACAUUCAUUUACUUCGCGAGAGCGCUAGCGUGCCAAGCAUGGUCCGAACCCGAAGUCUUGCCGGUAGCACUGCCUCUUCGCGAAUUUUGCCGCUCUUUAUGCUGGUAAACGCACUCAACACAAAUCUUGCAUCUACACACGCGCGCGCGCUCUCUCUCUCUUUGACAGGAUGUCCGCCUACCCCUUCCUCCCCAUCACAAUCUCCGAACAUACCGCCGCGGACGGAACUCGAUUCUACAUCAUCAACAGCAAAGACGAAGCCCGAGAGAGAGAGAGAGACGAAUACCAGAACCAUUUCCCUGGCAUCUUCCACCGCGUGAGCCCUACUCCCUCCUACUCAAUCAUCCAACACUAACGAAUCGCGCGCUUCAGAUCCCAGACCCAGCGCCCUCGAAAACAAACCUCUGGAUCGAUCUCUCCCGCGACUACUCCCUCUGCUACGCCCCCGGAAAGCGCACAUAA
Lecanosticta acicola is the source of this 2069-nucleotide messenger RNA. NCBI's taxonomy places the organism in Eukaryota, Fungi, Ascomycota, Dothideomycetes, Mycosphaerellales, Mycosphaerellaceae. The record is from the annotation of a GenBank genome assembly.